AUGAGACGUCCCGUGAGUCCAAGCCCUAUAUCUGUACCCGUGGUAUCUCAUGCUCUGGCAGACGACCCCAACCAGAAGCCCUUCCCUUGUCGCUUUGCCGGAUGUGCCCGGGAAUUUCUCCGUCGCGACACCGCACUCCGCCACGCCAAAACCUGCGCCCACAGAGACAACAAAACCCCCUACCGCGCUAGAGUAAAGGGAAAGCCGCGAUCGAGCUGUGGCUCGUGCGCCCUAAGAAAGACCGCUUGUGAUGGGAAUUGGCCCUGCGGCUCGUGCGUGGCGAGAGGAGGCCCUGAUGCAGCCCGCUGUAGCUAUAAUAGAGUGACAGUUUCAGCUUCGUCGUCGUCCUUCUCUUCAGGUCCAUCGGAGCCUUUUCCUCGAGGUCGAAUUCAGCGGGACCAUUCGCAUUCUCAUUCUCCAACGCACGAGAAUGAGGUGGGAGUCUCGGACGACUUGCUCAUGGCGACAAUCCCGUUCCUCGUCAACUACUACGGCAUCAACAGGUCAUGCUCGAAUCUCUACCUUGCUCUUGAAAUAGGGAGGCCGUUGCCUGACCUAUCAAUAUCACCUGGGUGUGCUCCGAGUUCAUUAUAUCCUUAUAGGUGCAAUAACAACGCCCAAGAAUCGAGCGAGGAGGUAUUGGCUGAUUUCACUGCCCGCGGUGCAGAAAUACUGGAGACUCUCAGAAUCACCGCCACUACAUGCUCUUUAUCUUCAUCUUCCAGCAGCACAACCACGGCCAGCACGGCGCUCGAAACCGCGGCCACAGCGGGCAUCUUCUCGAGCGCCAGCAUCGACCGGCUCGCACGGUUCUGCAUCUACCGCCUGCAACGCCAUUUCCCGUUUGUGCACCGUCCUACGUUCUGUGUGGCCACUGCGUCAAUACCGCUCUUGCUGGCCAUGAUACUGGCCGGGUGCGUGGUAGAUGCAACCUAUGAAUCGCCACUGCCGGUGCCGUCGGAUCGCGCGACGUCGGCUGUUUCUAGAUUACAGCUCGCGGUGGACUGCUUUGAUAUCGCGGAGGAUUUCAUUUUUAGACUGCCGUUAUUCAACCUGAAGGAUCUGGCUAAGAGCCAUAUUCACAGUCACAGCCAAACCACAACGAUCGAAACCGAUACACUCAUGGCGGCCAUCAUCGUCGUCAGCCUGCAGAUUGGGCGCAACGACAACGCGAUUCGCCGCAGGCUGCGCCGUUUGCGUCUCCCUGCCCUGGCGGACGCGGCCAGGGCCCUGGGCCUUUUCGGGGUUGCCCAUCGCGAUCGCGGUACGCGGGAUGAGAAUCAACGGCCUCGCUGGGGUUCAACCCGGCUCCAAGAGGAGAUAGGUAUCCGGCUUGCCACCUCGAUCUUUCUCCUGGACUGCCAGCUUACUGGAUGCACCUCCGCGACCCCGUAUAUCGCCGUCGAAGAACUUACGAGAGACCUCCCGUGCAGCGAGAGCAGUUUCAUAAUUAUAACUGAGUUGUCAACAAUGCCCUCGCUAUUAGAGGGCCCAUCCAGCAUUGCCGACAUUCCGGUCUCCUUGCCCACCGUGACGCUGUCCGAGACAAUUCACAUCCUCGUGGCAGAGGCAGACGCACCUCCAGGAGACGAAGCCAGCUUCUGGCUGCAGCUUCGGGGUAUUAGCAUCCUAGGACUGUUCACUGUGGUCGCCGGUAUGUUCUCCCGCCCAUCCCAAUAUCAACACGUUCCCAAAACACUCAUAACCUGGCGCACAUUUCACCGCACGCUAACCCAUUCCACUCCGCUGCCAGGCAUAUACUGUCUAAUCUUCACUGACGUCCGAGCCGGUCGGAUCGCGACCCGAGAUUCAUAUAAACGAGCGAUGUUUCACCGUGCCUUAGACAGGUGGCGGCUACUGUGGAAGGACCUGCUGUGGCGCUCGGAGAUCCAUGAGCUCGACCUGGUUGGAUAUGUGGGCUGCGCUGAGGAGCUCUGGCUGUUGUCCAGGGUGCUCUUGCAACUGGGACCAACAGAUGUACGGGAUAUGGAUAGUUCGGAAGCAGAGGGAGAGGACGACGACAAAGGUGAACUGACGCUGACGCUGACGGUCCCGCUGUGUGAAAUAAGGAGGACACUUGCCGGGGAUCCAGGCUGA
This is a messenger RNA of Aspergillus versicolor CBS 583.65, 2097 nucleotides long. RefSeq lists its product as uncharacterized. The transcript is spliced from 3 exons. Gene Ontology annotation, molecular function: zinc ion binding; DNA-binding transcription factor activity, RNA polymerase II-specific; RNA polymerase II cis-regulatory region sequence-specific DNA binding. Lineage: Eukaryota; Fungi; Ascomycota; Eurotiomycetes; Eurotiales; Aspergillaceae. Gene Ontology annotation, cellular component: chromatin. The coding region runs from base 1 to 2097 and encodes 698 amino acids. The record is from RefSeq and is a predicted model, not a curated record. Gene Ontology annotation, biological process: regulation of transcription by RNA polymerase II; DNA-templated transcription.